CCCGCAGCAGAUCCCCCGCUGCCACUUGGCAGCCCUAUCUUGGCCCGUCCCAGGAAGGGGAAGGCGAAGCUUCGCGAGAGGCGGCGCCGGGCCUUCCGUGUUCCUUGGCGGCGGGAUCCAAGGCCGGGAAGGAGUCUUUUGCGUCCGGAGGCCGCCGUCCUCGAAGCGCCUCGCGUGACCGGCCGCAGGAUGGACCUGAACGGGCUUCUUCUGGACGAGGAGGGCACUUUUUCCUUGGGCGGCUUCCAGGAGUUCACGUUUCUUCCCAGGCAUCAGCAGCUGAGUGAUCGGCUACGCAAGCGGCUUUACUAUGGUUGGGAUAAGGAAAGUGCCCUCGAUAAUCUCUCAAGUCCAGUUGCAGAUAUUGCUGUCGAAUUGCUCCAGAAAGCUGCGCCUAGUCCCAUUCGUAGGCUCCAGAAAAAAUAUGUAUCUCAUGUCUCCCGGGAGGCUUGCAUUUCUCCCUGCUCCAUGAUGUUGGCCCUGGUUUAUAUUGAGCGGCUUCGGCACCGUAAUCCUGAAUACCUGCAGCAGAUCUCAUCCUCUGACCUCUUCUUGAUCUCCAUGAUGGUUGCCAGCAAGUACCUGUAUGAUGAAGGGGAAGAGGAGGAGGUCUUCAACGAUGAGUGGAGUGCUGCAGGCAAGGUGGAAGUACAGACCAUGAACACACUGGAGAUGAAUUUCCUUCAUGCCAUCGACUGGAGCCUCUACACUGAUCCUAAGGAACUUUUUGAAGUGCUCAGCUGGCUGGAGGGGCGUGUGGCUGAGAAGCAGGGCAUCCAGCGUGGCUGGUUCACCUACACCGACCUGUGUGUCUUAAUGGAGCAAGCGCUGUGGCAGCAGGCGUGGGGUCAGUUCUACCAGCAGGUGGCCAAGCUGGCUUGCAUCCUCGGCAUGGUGUACCUGACAGGUAUUGCAGCUGUCCUUGCCUCGGCUGCUGUGGUGCACCACUCUGUACACGUGAAGAGGGCUGAUCCUUCUGAACUGGCAAACGGUAGACCUGCCCUGGCCCCUUACCUGCCUCUCCCAUCUUCAGUUCAGCGUCUGGAUUGCAACAUGGUGCUCCCUAAUGGCUCCCCGUGCCCCGGAACAGAGAAUAUGACCUUGCAUGGUGAACAGCAGCACGAAGGGAACAAUGGCGUCAUGGCUACAGCCCUCUACAUGUGGGGCAGUGUCCUCACUGCUCUGUCUUCCGCAUCACCCGCUCCCAUCCAUCGCUCGUUUUGUCCACACUGCGGUCAGCCCAGCCUCACUUGUGGGGCAGCCAAUCACACAGCUUCCAACAAGCCUUUUACUCAGCCAGCUCCUUCUGGACUUGCUGCUCACUGCACCAGCUGCACGUGCCGGGGCUGGCGUCUUCCCGUGUCCCACAGUUGCAAAGCUGCAGCAGUGCCCCUCGCAGGCUGCCUUGGAGCUCGGAAGGAUCAAGGCCUUUAUGUUCCCUAG
This is a messenger RNA of Gekko japonicus, 1443 nucleotides long. It is a transcript of the gene CNPPD1, whose product is annotated as cyclin Pas1/PHO80 domain containing 1. Gene Ontology annotation, biological process: regulation of cyclin-dependent protein serine/threonine kinase activity. Bases 190 to 1443 code for a protein of 417 amino acids. Gene Ontology annotation, cellular component: cyclin-dependent protein kinase holoenzyme complex; nucleus. The transcript is spliced from 8 exons. Gene Ontology annotation, molecular function: protein kinase binding; cyclin-dependent protein serine/threonine kinase regulator activity. Lineage: Eukaryota; Metazoa; Chordata; Lepidosauria; Squamata; Gekkonidae. The record is from RefSeq and is a predicted model, not a curated record.